AUAUAUACACACACACAAUUUAUUUUUAUUUUUUUAAUGUAAAAAUCUAUGACUAUGUCAUAAUAAAACUGCUCCCCAAGUGCCUCCAGCGCCGUUCAAACAAUCUAAACAUGAUCUGACACACAGAGAUGAAUCACUCCGCUAAUGAACAGAUGCGGUUCAGCUCAAGCCGAAAGGGGGCGCUGUUGAGUUUUGAACCCGCAUGUCCGCUCGCAUGUACGGGCUUCCCGACCACGUUUUGUGGGACAGUGGAGGGGGGAAAAAAUCUAAUAAAUCUAUAUAUUAACAUUAAAACAACAUAAAGACGCGUACUCUGUGGAAACCAUAUGGCCAUUUUAAUUGCUUUAGUAGUUACAUCCGUCGCUAAUAUAUGCGUCGUGCAUUUUUUUCUAUCCAGUAUGCCUAAAAAAUUACUAAUAAUAACCUAUUAUUAAACAUUUUAGUAGGAUGCCUCAACCGAUAACGUAAUUAAUGCAUUACUUGCGUGACAUUUAUAGACUUUCAUAAUGACUAUAAAUGAUUUCUUUUAAGAAAUGUCAAUAAUAUCGUCCUUUAAACAAGCAUUAAUAGCUUAAGUGUAAAUGAUCUUUUUAAGGUUAUUAAUAGGCCUAUAUCAUGUAUAAAUAAUUAUGAUUGCAUACUGUUAGAAAGCUUGAUUUUAAACAAUAGGCAGUGUGGGGAGAAAACACAAUGAAUGAAAAGAUGCUUUACCUGCUUUAAACAGCAAAAACAAAAUCGCUGUCCAUAAAGAGUUAAAGUCGUCGUUUAGCUCUCUGUCAGUUCUGACAGUUCGGGAAACUUUUGUUUCUUCUCUAGUAUGUAAAUUGACCGUCGGAUUCAGCGAGCCUAUUGGCUACGAGUCCGAGUCAAUUUCGUAUUUCAAACCUGACGUCAGGGCGGCUAUAAAACUCAGCAUUGCUUUUAUACUCCUAUGCUCGGUGAUCCUUUAAAAACUCUAGAACAAGCCCGGAGUACUUUUUUUUUUUCCAGCCAAGCAUCCAAUUGCCAAUCACAUACAUGUUACGGUCUUCAUUUCAACGAAACUAUUGAAAAAAAAGGGCGCCACGCAGCCAUGCAGUGUUAAAUGUUUGCGACUCAAACGCGUCGACACUCGCGCACAAAGAGAGAGGAACUGGAGACGCGCGCGCUCCUGCGUCUGUUGCGCGAAAGGCGAAAAGGCGUCAAUUUAAAAUAAAUAAAUAAAUCGGCGCCGGCGAACCCUUUUCUCCGCUUUUGAAGAAUUAAAUAAAGAAUUCAAGCUGGCUCACGCUGUCUCGAACCCGACCACUUUGACAGCAGCUCUUCACCCCCUUUGGAGGACUGUCAACAGCAAAAGGAUGGCAUCAGAACUGGCAAUGAGCAGCUCCGACCUGCCCACCAGUCCCCUGGCCAUGGAAUAUGUUAAUGACUUCGAUCUGAUGAAGUUUGAAGUGAAAAAGGAGCCGGUGGAGCCCGAUCGCAGCAUCAGCCAGUGCAGCCGCCUGAUCGCCGGGGGAUCCCUGUCUUCCACCCCGAUGAGCACGCCUUGCAGCUCGGUUCCCCCUUCUCCAAGCUUCUCGGCGCCCAGUCCGGGCUCCGGGAGCGAACAGAAGGCGCACCUGGAGGAUUUCUACUGGAUGACCGGUUACCAACAGCAGCUCAACCCAGAGGCUUUGGGCUUCAGCCCCGAGGACGCGGUGGAGGCGCUGAUCAACAGCAGUCACCAGCUCCAGAGCUUCGACGGCUAUGCUAGAGGGCAGCAGUUCGCCAGCGCAGCCGGCGCGGGAGGCGCCAUUGCCGGCGAGGAGAUGGGAUCCGCCGCCGCGGUGGUCUCCGCGGUCAUCGCGGCCGCCGCAGCCCAGAACGGCGCGCCGCACCACCACCACCAUCACCACCACCACCACCCGGGCGGGCACCAUCCGACGCCUGGCGUGCAGUCCAGCGGCAACCCCGCCAGCCACCAGCACAUGCACCUGGACCUGGACGAUCGCUUCUCGGACGAGCAGCUGGUGUCCAUGACCGUGCGCGAGCUCAACCGGCAGCUGCGGGGGGUCAGCAAAGAGGAGGUGAUCCGGCUCAAACAGAAGAGGAGAACCCUCAAAAACAGAGGCUAUGCCCAGUCGUGUCGCUACAAGCGGGUCCAGCAGAGGCACGUCCUGGAGGGCGAGAAGACCCAUCUGCUGCAGCAGGUGGACCACCUCAAGCAGGAGAUCUCCAGACUGGUGCGCGAGAGAGACGCGUACAAAGAGAAGUACGAGAAGCUCAUCAGCAGCGGCUUCAGAGAAAAUGGAUCCAGCAGCGACAACAACCCGUCGUCCCCGGAGUUUUUCAUAUCCGUUUAAUCCCGUAAUGAAGAAAUCGAUCUUUAGAGUUUAGCCCACGUUAACCUUUGCUCUGCGCUUUUGGACAACAAUAAGACAUUUUCCAUCGCCGAGUUCUUUUCAUUUUGUCUGUUCUGUUGCAACUGUAAUAUGUGAACGUGCUUUCAUUUGAUAUUUCCCCAUGUUGCCUCGUGUUGCGUAACUUUUAAGUUCACAUUGUUGUAAAGUUCAAGUGACACAUCACGCUGGUUUCGUGAGGGCACUGUACGCUGAAAGCGUGGAGAAGCGUUUGAACGCAUUCCCCUCAUAAAUCGAGCGAGAUUGACUUUGUGUUUCAUUCAAACUCCAUCACAUUUUGUGUUGUUGUGAAGAACUCAUUCAAUGGUGUAUUUAUUUGUGUAUCGGACGCGAUAUGUCGAGCCCACAUGCUGGUCAUGUUGGCAGCCGAUGUUUUUUCUUUCUUUUACCUGAACGAACUGAACUGAAAUGCUCCGACAUUACAUUCAUUUUCUCAUUGUCUGGUCCACUUUUUUGGGACUCUGAGCAAAAAAGUGACAUCUUUUCAUCCAAUACAUGAAACAUUGCCUCCAUGAUUCUUGCGACAAACUCCUGUCAUUUUCUGCACAACAAUAUUAGCGAUGAAACAUGUUUUGGCAAGAAGAGUGAUUCUGUAUGCUUAUCCUUUUUUGUGGAACGAGGAGACAUUAUUAAACCCCUGAAACAAUUGUAACUUAUCUCAGUGUGAUACACUUAAGACUGUGGAAGAUUUGCAUUUUGACAAACAUGUCACUCCACAUAUUGCUUCACCAUUAAAUAUGGUCAAACGAACGAUUUCGGAC
Molecule: messenger RNA, 3139 nt
Organism: Sinocyclocheilus rhinocerous
Lineage: Eukaryota; Metazoa; Chordata; Actinopteri; Cypriniformes; Cyprinidae
Product: transcription factor Maf-like
Exons: 2
Coding region: 1338-2321 (327 amino acids)
Biological process (GO): regulation of transcription by RNA polymerase II
Cellular component (GO): nucleus
Molecular function (GO): DNA-binding transcription factor activity, RNA polymerase II-specific; RNA polymerase II cis-regulatory region sequence-specific DNA binding
Source: RefSeq, a predicted model, not a curated record